Humulus lupulus (European hop) is the source of this 914-nucleotide messenger RNA. RefSeq names its product dirigent protein 22-like. NCBI's taxonomy places the organism in Eukaryota, Viridiplantae, Streptophyta, Magnoliopsida, Rosales, Cannabaceae. The record is from RefSeq and is a predicted model, not a curated record. Bases 80 to 694 code for a protein of 204 amino acids. The transcript has a single exon.
GUACAAAAAAAAAUAUAUGUUAAAGCAAAAACUAUACAGUGGUACUGAAAAAAGCAGCUCUUCUUCCUGAACCACAAGAAUGGACAAGCUAGCUAUCCAAAAAAUCACCCCAACUUUUCUAUUUCUCUUCAUCUUCAUCAUCAAAACCCUCGUCACUGCUACCAAAUCCGACUACAAUCCCGAUCAUAACGGCGAAAUUUUCUCGAAAAACUUAUCCCGGAAAAAGCUUGGCCUUCAUAUGGCGGAGAAGCUGAGCCACCUCCAUUUCUACUUCCACGACGUCAUCGCCGGCCGAAACCCGACCGCCAUUCGAAUCGCAGAGGGAGAAACAACAAAAAAUUCGUCAACGUGGUUCGGCGCCGUGAUGAUGAUGGAUGAUCCAUUGACGGUUGGGCCAGAGCUGAGCUCGAAGAAGGUUGGAAGAGCUCAAGGCAUAUAUGGCUCGGCUUCGCAAUCUGAGGUCGGAUUUUUGAUGGUCUUGAACUAUGUUUUCACUGAAGGGAAGUAUAAUGGGAGCACUCUCAGUAUUUUGGGACGAAACGCUGCGCUUUCGGAGAUGAGAGAAAUGCCCAUCGUUGGAGGAAGUGGGCUCUUUAGGUUCGCCAGAGGCUAUGCUCAAGCCAAGACUCAUACGUUGAAUGUCGAGACUGGGGAAGCUGUUGUUGAGUACAAUGUUUAUGUUCUCCAUUAUUGAUCAUAACCACUGCAAGCUCUACUGCUCUCUAGCUCGUUCAAGUUGGGAUUUUUCACUAUUUUGCGUGCUAGAUUUAUAUUUUAUUUUGUUGUGGUUUAUUACUCUCUUCCUCUAAAUUAUAUUUAUGAAUUAUAUAUUGCAAGAAAAAAUGAUUAAAUUUGUGUCUCACUUGUUAUAUGUUUGUUAGCCUGCAAUUACAUACGCUAUUUGUUAGUUUUUA